This is a messenger RNA of Ixodes scapularis (black-legged tick), 4824 nucleotides long. RefSeq names its product cation-dependent mannose-6-phosphate receptor. Gene Ontology annotation, molecular function: protein domain specific binding. The transcript has 6 exons. The record is from RefSeq and is a predicted model, not a curated record. Lineage: Eukaryota; Metazoa; Arthropoda; Arachnida; Ixodida; Ixodidae. Gene Ontology annotation, cellular component: Golgi apparatus; endosome; trans-Golgi network. The coding region runs from base 70 to 921 and encodes 283 amino acids. Gene Ontology annotation, biological process: protein targeting to lysosome.
UUGGCGUCAAUGUUGACAAGCAGGCGCAGUGGAAAGCAAAAAUAGUGUGCGGUGUGAUCAUCUGCAAGUAUGUUUGUAUACGACGGAAACGUAUCGGUACCUUUGUUCAGUUUCCUAGUCUUUUUCUGUUUUACGUCGUACGUUUCUAGUGUCACGCCAGACUGCGUCCUCGUGAACAAAGAUUCUGCUGCUGAGAAGGCGUUCUUGGAAGGUCUGCACGAUCUGAGAGGAGAAACCUUUUCGCUCGAAGAGAAAGUGGACGGCAAAGUGAGGACCGUCUACGAGAUCGGGGUCUGUGCCGGCGUCAACAAGUCCCUGCCGCAGGUGGGAGCGCUGCAGCAUUCCGUCGGGGACAAGGAGAACACGACGACUGUCCUGGGGUACUUCAACGCGACCACGGUGACGGGUUCUCACGGCCCCGGUGCAUGGACGUUACUAACGUACAAAAAUGGAGAUAAAUACAACAAUACCUGCAGCAACUCAUCGAGAGAAGCUCAGCUCAUGGUUGUGUGCGACAGCACGGUACAUCACGGCGUCCUUCAGAUAGCAAACAGUAAGGCCAACUGCUCCUACCUGUUUGUCCUGGGCAGCAAUGUCGUCUGCCCCAAGGACAAGCCACAGCAGCCGCCACAUCAUGGUCUGAGUGGUGGCUCUGUCUUCUGCAUCUUGUUCUUUACGGUGCUUUGCAGCUACCUACUCCUGGGCUUCAUGUACAAGAGGAUUGUGAUGGGCGCAAAGGGCCUCGAGCAGAUCCCAAACUACAGCUUCUGGAAGGAUUUCGGCAACCUGCAGGCCGACGGCUGCAACUACCUGUGCCGGUGCCAGUGCGACGGAGCCCACGACCACAGGGCCUACAGGGACAUUGACGACAGGCCCCCGCGACCGGAGGAAGACAGAGACGACCAGCUGCUGACCAUGUGAGGCGGGAGGUCCGGGAGUCCCCCGUAGGCCUCCGCAACGCCGAACCCGGCUUGCCCGCACAUCUCGUCCCGGUCGGCCGCGGACCCCGCCACACGGCCGCCCCAAAUAAAGAAGCACGGACGGGCAGAAACGAAGCGGAAAAGUUAACGUCAAAACGUGCCUUUCUUUGAUUCGCUACGGUUCGAAGGCCGGUUCGCACGUUGGCGUCCUGCGAUUGACCGCUUGCAACGAGACCACAUCGGUGCCGUAUGUCAAGUAGGCCCGGAACGCUUUUGCUCCACGUAAAUACUUCACUCACUGUUCUUUUAAUAAUGGGCUCAAAAUAAUUCAAACAAUCUUAUGCGCUGAGAGACUGAGGGAGAGGAGGAGACGAGAGCGCGUGGCGACGUCAGAACACCCAGCUCUGGUUGGAAUGAUCAGUGGGAAGAGCUAAACGUAGCCGUCUUUGGCUGUGUUCCAAAUCUUACCCAAAUGGAUCCGAGUUACUCCUGGGAUCGUAUCACGUGACAGCACAGAUUGAAAAACGCUGGACGCGGGUAGGUUUUAGAACGCCAAGGGUACAAAAUCCUUACUCUGGAGUAAGAUCGAGUAAAUUUUGAAACACGGCCUACGUCUCCACCGCACUCGUCGAACACGUUAGAGUGCCGGCGUCCGGUAUUUGACUUUCGCAUUCGAACGCAUUGGACGAGCAUUAGGCCUAGCCAUAUAUCAUUCGAAUGAAAGCAGGGCGUUCUGAUGUCUCCCCGCACUGUCAUCUCUUCUUCCUCAGUUUCUCGGCGCAUAAGUAGGGUUCCGUGUUUUGAUGUUUAUUUUUAUUGGAACUCGAGGGUGUUUACUGGCGGUUUAUUUUUUUCGACAGAUUGGGCGUUUUUUGGUAUCCUUUUUUCGAGUGGGACGAGAAAUCGGUGUUUAUCGAGAAACGAGACAGUUAAUUUCCUCGAACACGCUUGUCCCCAGGACACUGGGAAAACGUGCCGGUACCAAUAAAAGAAGGAAUCGAGAUAUGGGUCCGGUUUCUGAAGAAAGAAGUAGCCUCGUAGACAAUCGAACGCGGCUGCGUUUGAGGUAAACGCAAAAUAAAAUUGCGGUUACAGAUCUAUUUUCCCGCAAAGCUCAAGUUUUUUAGUCUUCCCCGACUUGGAUCGAACCGGCUCGGGUGUUGAUUUUCAGGGUUUAUCGACAUUUCUCGAAAACAGGUGAUCCCAGUUAUAGUGUAUUCGCACGAGAGGUGUAUCUCCGCGGCGAAAACUUGAAAAACUGGCUACGUCCCAAACCUGCGAGGAGGAUAAGCCACGACGGAGGGGACGACACUCGGAGAUAACCAGGCUAGCAUUCGCACGGCGGAGUCUGCUAUGCUUUCCGCUGAGGCGUGGCGAAGAGCAAAACAGCGCUGGCUCGUUUGUCGCCAUUUCUAUCCGGAUGAGGCGACGGGUAUUCUGCGAGCCGCCGACAGGCCUUCUCCAGUUAUCCGCGGAGUCCAAAGAGUGGCGCAAGUCACGUGACCUACAAACUCGAUGACGUAUGCCCACUCCCAAGGCUGCUCCGCGGGAAAAACUCCGUCGUGCGAAUACACCAUUAGGACCUACUGUUCCUCUUAGUGCGUAGAUAUCUCGCAAAUGCUGCCAAACCCUCGCUCUAGCGAAGCCCGGGUCCGAAGGGUCCAGGACCCCCUCACAGACGGCACCGACGUGCCAUUUUGUCGUCUCGUCGCAAGCGGUUACGAGAGGAAACGGCACUGUUCAGCGCCCUCGGACACAACUGUGUGAACCGAUCCGAGGGAUGUGUUGCAGUUGUACCGUAAAUUGCCGGAGGAUUUGUUUUCUGGGGCUUCGUAGCACGCCAUCUCUCGAUGUUGCAUUGGGUGGUGAGUGGGAUCUGUUCUGUUUGACUGAGGUUAUGUCUUGAUUUCUGAUAAAAUUUUGCCCGAUUGCUGAUAAAGUGUGCCAUUGCCUCAGAGACACGCUUUGCACCUGGAGGAGUAACUCUGAGCGUGUUGCGCCGAGCAAAGGCUUAAGGCCGGGUCGCACGUUGACCUCGUCGCGCAGUUUGCACCGCGUCUAGUGCAUAAGUGAGGAAAGGCAGUCUCGGUCGCGACAGAGCGUCGAUACGGUGCCGACGUGAAGAGUGAGCGUAGCAUUGCGUCUAUAAUGCUCAGUUAGGGUUGCGCCGCACGUGUGGCGGACAAAAACGAACCAGAGCGUGUGAUGCGAUCUCUGGAAACGUUGCGCGUAUGGGGAGUUCGCGAGGAUUUGGAAUGCAAGUGGGCUGGUAACGUCGCGAGCACUUUGGAAGGGACGUUUUGUUCUAAGCACCGAUUGUACUCUUUCCAACAUUUGUGAGCUCUCUCUUUUUUUUUUUCCUUUUUUUCCGUUAUUGCAUUUAAUGGUUGGUUGAGCAUCUGGGGGUUUAAUUGCAUUUGAUCCAAUAGCUUGUCCUAACUGCGUGUCCUCCUCGACGGCCUGUGUUGCAGUUGAUGGUUGAGUUACCUUGGGAAGUUUUGUCUAUGUUCCUAGGAAAACGAGUCACUUACUGUGGUUCUUGUUGUCAAAGCAAAGUGACAUAUAUUGUUUUCCGCACAUUGCAAUCAUGUUUCUUUUGUAGUUCCUAUUUAUGAACCUUUUUUGCACCAGUCACCAACAGCGAGCGUUUUAAGUUUGUAUCAAUGGUGGGUAAGCUGGUCCUUCAUAUUUUUAUUUAUUUUUUGACAAGCCACAGCUCGUGGGAUACAAUGCACAAAAAUGAACAUUAAAAGGAGACUGGAAUUUCGGUUUGUGCUGUACAGUUGCCGACCGAUUUUUUGGACUUUAUCGAAAGAGUCCGAAUUAUAAACCGGUCCGAAGAGUCCUCAGAUUACGAAACUUGGCUUUAUUGAGCCUAAAUGGGCUGAAGAAAGUCACUGAGAGUACCUUGUUCCAUGUUGCGCUUGCAGACGAUCCGCUGGCAUUCCUGCCAGCAUAAUGCCCUCGCCCGGCAAAGGUGAAAGAGGUGGGGCCCACGAGGUCCAAAGCAUAUAUCGACGCAGGGCAAAAUGACCAGACCGCGAGACACUUAGGUGCCAAGAUUAAAAGCCGUUAAAAAUGUACACCACACUUGACGGAUGGCACAAAAAAAAAAAAAAACAUUGGUUGGAGAUGGACAAUUGACCAAAUAAAAAAACCUAGACAAUGAUGAUGAUGCGUAGCAAAAACAAAAUGCAUAGCAUAGCACAUCUUGCAGCUGGUUUGGUAGCGCUGCCAAACCUAUCCAAUCCAUCUGAAACAUGCAGCCGAGCUCACGGUCAAGCCAGCAAAAAAUCGAAAAUGGCAGCCGCUCUGCGGCUGCCACUCGUAACUACUUUAGUCCAAAAAAUCUUUCGCACUACAAAUUGGUCACGGUUCCUCGUGGAUGUCCAGAAUAACGAGCAAGUUCGAAUUUUUGGCGUUCAAAAACUCGGUCGGGGACUGUUUUACAAAAGUCACUUUUGUAAACUUUUUGUGCAUCUCAGAUCUGUUAAUUAAAGCAUUUAUUUUUAGUGUAAUGCGACUGCACACUCAAGAAAACAAUGCUUGGGGUUGCUUGUCAAGCCCUUCAUUCAAUGUGUUGUAGUAUAAUAUCUGCAAUUUCAGAGAGAGAAAAAUGUGUUUGUAUGAGUUUUUGACUACAGUUGCCCUUUAUUCUAGUCAUAAAAGUGCUGUGGUGUUUUUAUCUUCAAUUUUUAUAGGUGGUCUCCAGGUAACCAGUACACAUAUGCAAGCAUACAUUUUUUUUUUUUUUGCAUUUCAUUUGUUGUAAUGAUCGAGUCACAUGCCUGCCAUUAGUUUUCGUUGUACUGUUUCAUCGAACGGCGUUUGGCACUUUGGGCAGCUGUGCACAUCUGCCAAGCUGAUUUGACAGACAACAAUAAAGUCUCUCGAUUUACAGUCA